Messenger RNA from Colletotrichum higginsianum IMI 349063, 1668 nucleotides. Its product is annotated as C6 zinc finger domain protein. Gene Ontology annotation, biological process: regulation of DNA-templated transcription. Gene Ontology annotation, molecular function: zinc ion binding; DNA-binding transcription factor activity, RNA polymerase II-specific. Bases 1 to 1668 code for a protein of 555 amino acids. NCBI's taxonomy places the organism in Eukaryota, Fungi, Ascomycota, Sordariomycetes, Glomerellales, Glomerellaceae. The record is from RefSeq and is a predicted model, not a curated record. The transcript has 2 exons.
AUGACCCGGAACGGCAUCUCCAGGGUGAAGACCGGCUGCAUCACGUGCAAAAUCCGCCGGGUGAAAUGCGACGAGAAGCGCCCAUGCUGCUCACGCUGCCUCUCCACAGGCCGCAAGUGCGACGGCUACGUCUCGCCGCCGUCCGGCUCUCACUCCUGGGCCCAGCUGCUCCGCUCGGCCCCUCCGCAAAAGACCAUCGCCCUGACGCGCCUGAACCGUGACGGCUCGGCCGCCGUCGACCGCGCCGCGCUCUUCUACCACCGCGUCGCCGCGCCGGCCCUCGCCGGGUGCCUCAGCAAGACUUUCUGGACCACCGCCGUCGCCCAGGUGGCCCUCCAGGAGCCCGUCGCUGGCCACGCCGUGCUGGCCCUCAGCUCCAUCUUCGAGUCCUUCACCGAGGGCGUCCCCAGCACGACUACGACGACUACGACCACCACCACCUUCGCCGCGUGGCACUACGGCGAGGCCUUGCGGCUCCUGCGCACGACGCGGGACCGCGCCCUCGUCCUCUUCGUCUGCGUGCUCUUCAUCGCCAUCGAGCUGCUGCGCAAGAACGCCGCCGCCGUCGUCACCCACUGCCGCCACGGCAUCAACAUCCUCAACGAGAUCCGCGCCGAGUCCGGCUUCCUGCGGCGACACGUCGUGCCCGUCAUGCGCCAGCUGAGCAUCGUCCCCUUCUUCUACGGCGCCGACCCCAAGACGUUCCCGCUCAUCGACAGGCCCGUCUUCUUGUCGUCGUCGUCGUCGUCGUCGUCGUCUCCCACGCGGUUAUUCGCCAGCGUCGCCGAGGCGUACGAGAGCCAGAUGGCCCUCCACACGCGCCUGGUCCGGUUCCUGCAGAUCGGCGAGGAGGCCCGGCUGGCCAAGGGCCACGUGGGGCCCGAGCCGGACAGGAAGUGGACGCGCAGGUUCCUCAUGAUCGACAUGGACCGCUGGCACGAGUCGUUCCGCGCCCUCAAGGCCGGCGGCUGCCGGCACACGGGUAGGGACAGGACGGUCCUCAACCUGCUGGAGAUCCGCCACAUCAUGGGCCGGGUCCAGAUAUCGCUGUUCGACUCGGCGUCGGAGCGCGACUACGACGCCUACGUGGACGACUACCGCGCCGUCAUCGACCUGACGACCGAAGCGGCGGCGGCGGAGGAGGAGGAGGAGGAGGAAGAGGCCGAAUACGACAACGCCGUCCGCGACCCCGCGGGCUCGCCGGGCCCGAAGAGGACCUCGAGGGUCCUGACCAACGACUCGGUGCUCGAGGCGGACCUUAGCACGCUGCUGUACACCGUCGUCGCCAAGUGCCGCUUCCUGCGCCUGCGUCUCGCGGCGCUGAAGCUGAUGGAGGCGCUGGCGCGGCCGAGGGAGAACGUCUGGUCGAGGCGCAUCACCAUCGUGACGGCCCGGCGCCUCAUCGAGAUGGAGCACGACAUUUCUCUCCCAGAUGAUCUCGACGAGGAGGACUGGGGAGAGAAGGAGGAUGAGGAGGAGGCGGACAGUGUUCUCCCACCCGAGGAGAGGCGGGUCGUCAACGUCAAAUUCCCCUAUGGAAAUGCCGAGAGGAGGGGGCCCUUGAGGAACCUCUGUUUCUUCUUGAGAGAUCCUGAAGACGGCCAUAUGAUCAUGAGGAGUGAGUGGCUCUCGAUAGAGGAGCCGUCAGAGAGGUCGAGGAUGACUUGA